Molecule: messenger RNA, 882 nt
Organism: Huiozyma naganishii CBS 8797
Lineage: Eukaryota; Fungi; Ascomycota; Saccharomycetes; Saccharomycetales; Saccharomycetaceae
Gene: ECM11
Product: Ecm11p
Exons: 1
Coding region: 1-882 (293 amino acids)
Source: RefSeq, a predicted model, not a curated record
AUGCCCUUUGUUAACGUAGAACAGUCCCAUGAUUCUGAUCGACAGAAUAUUGCGAGUGAUGGCGGAGGUCGACCCACGCUAGAGCACCCUCCAAGUAAAAAGCAUAAAAAUCAAAUUAACCGCCAUAAAAAUUCACCAGGUUCAUUGAAGGAAAUUUCAAGCAAUAAACAAAGGGAAUUUCCUGGGAAGUCCAAUGACACGAAACUUGCUAACUUUGCCAAUUUUUUCCUGUCACCUUCAAGUUUGACAAAAAAAUUGGAGCCAGAAUGCUCACAAACAUUUAUUAAGCAUGAACCAACCGACACAUCAAAGGCAUGUUUGAUACCAAGUAUAACAUGUUCCCCUACGACCAACCCCGCUGUAGAAAAUCCGGUUUUGAACACUUCGACAGGUAAUGAGGAAAAGCGGGUUUCAAAAAGUAAAAAGAGGGAUCACAAUCAAAAAAUGUUCAAACGGACAGCCGAGGUCGCAGCAACUGGGCCCAUUGUUGAUGAGGUGGAAUCCCUAGAAAAAUCAGUAAAUGAUCCAGGGGUAUUUAAAAAGAUAGAUCACAAGCUAUAUGAAAGGGAGAUAGCACUUGCACAUGAUGAUAAUACUCAAUUAUUUGAGGGGAUCACCGAUGAAAAUGAACUGAAAUUCUGUCAUGAAAAUGCUUCUUUUGGGUUGAUCGAUUGGAUGGAUCGGGGUGAAGAGCUAAUAGAAGAAAACCGCACUUUAAUGAAAAAUCUUGUGCAGACAAGAAUAGAUCUGAGUCAUAAGUUUUUGAUUUUGAGUGAAGUAAUUAAUGCAAGAGCCGAAGCUUUGGAAAUGCAAGGAGAGCGUAUUGACGGCAAACUGAAGCAAAUAAAAGACAUCGCGAAUAAUAUUCUUAACGUUAUUUGA